Molecule: messenger RNA, 3293 nt
Organism: Salarias fasciatus (jewelled blenny)
Lineage: Eukaryota; Metazoa; Chordata; Actinopteri; Blenniiformes; Blenniidae
Gene: ano2b
Product: anoctamin 2b
Exons: 26
Coding region: 1-3267 (1088 amino acids)
Biological process (GO): chloride transmembrane transport
Cellular component (GO): plasma membrane
Molecular function (GO): protein dimerization activity; intracellularly calcium-gated chloride channel activity
Source: RefSeq, a predicted model, not a curated record
AUGCGAGUGGCCACGGCCCUCAGCGAGUCGUCCUCCAUCCACAGCGACAACCUGUACCACCUGACCAGGGACAUGUCCGGGAUGGGCCUGGACCCCAUGUCCUACAGCAUCCUGCAGCCCGAACCCUUCAGAGAGGAGCCGUGGGCGGAGGAGUGUGAGAGUCUGCUGCAGGUGCCUCCAGAACCGCAGAAACGCACCAGCAUGCAGCUCUCCCCCAGCGAGGACAAGAUCCCGGUGGUCGGCCCGGCCUCCAGUCCCCAGACCGGCGGCGAGGGCCUCUACUUCAACGACGGCCGCCGGAAAGUGGACUACGUCCUGGUGUUCCAUCAGCGGCGCCACGGCUCCAUCCGGUCCCCCGCCAGCACCUCGGCGUCCCACGACCGGCUGUCCAUCGUGUCCAACGGCAACUUCCCUCCAACGACGGCCCCGGACGCGGCGGCCGGGAGGGGAGGCGGCAGCGGCGGCGGCGACGCGGCGAGCGUGGGCGAGGUCUUCAUGGAGCUGGGGAGCGCCGCCGGGAGCGAGUCCAUGGAGCCCGCCGACCACGAGAUGCGCCUGAUCCGGCAGGAGUUCGAGGCCAGCCUGAUGGAGGCCGGUCUGGAGAUAGAGCGAGAUCUGGAGUUAAAGACCCACGGGCCCAGCUUCACCCGGCUCCACGCGCCCUGGCCGGUUCUGUGCCGAGAGGCCGAGUUCCUCAAGAUCAAAGUCCCGACGAAGACGAGUUACGAGCUGAAGGAGGAGCGUGGUUUCGGGUCCAGUAUGAGCACCGUGUGGAGGAAACUGAACCAGCCGUUCCAGCCGAAAGUCUCGAACCAGGACCACGGGAGCACCAAGCUGCUCUCACACUGCUUCUCCAGGGACAAACUCCACCUGUACAACAUCACAUCUAAAGACACUUUCUUUGACAACGCAACACGAGGAAGAAUUGUGUACGAGAUCCUGAGGCGGACGGUGUGUGUGCGGACCUGUCAGACCAUAGGCAUCAGCACCCUGAUCGCCAAAGGCGUGUACGACGCCGCCUUCCCGCUGCAUGACGGCGACUACAGGGUCAUCGGACACCUCGAGGAGAGGAACGACAGACAGGUGCUGCACGAAGAGUGGGCCCGAUACUCCGCGUUCUACAAGUACCAGCCCAUUGAUCUGGUCAGGAAGUACUUUGGGGAGAAGAUCGGCCUGUACUUCGCCUGGCUCGGCGUCUACACCCAGCUGCUCAUACCCGCCUCCAUCGUGGGGAUCAUUGUGUUCGGCUACGGCGUGGCGACGGUGGACACCAACAUACCGAGUCUGGAGAUGUGCGACGAGCGCUUCAACUUCACCAUGUGUCCCCUGUGCGACGGCGCCUGCGACUUCUGGCGCCUGAGCACCGCCUGCGGCACGGCACGGGCCUCGCACCUCUUCGACAACCCCGCCACCGUCUUCUUCGCCAUCUUCAUGUCGCUCUGGGCCGUGCUGUUCCUGGAGCACUGGAAGCGCCGUCAGAUCAGCCUGAGCUUCAGCUGGGACCUGACGGGAAUCGAGGAAGACGAGGAGCAUCCCAGACCAAAAUACGAGACCAUCCUCCUUCAGAAAAGACAGAGGAAGCAGAAGAACAAGAAAAAGAAGAAAAAGAACAAGCCAGAGAAGCAGGAGGACGGGACAGUGACAGGGAAGGACAGAUGGAGGCAAAAACUGCUGUCUGCCAUGGCUGCAGGAAUACCGGCCGCCAUCGAGAAGCUGACCUGGAAAGACCGUCUUCCUGGAUACUGCAUCAACGUUUCCUCCAUCCUCUUCAUGUUCGGCCUGACGUUCUCCGCCGUCUUCGGCGUCAUCGUCUACCGCAUCACGGUGUCGGCGCUGAUGGCCAUGAGCCCCGACCCGGAGACCAAGUCCAACGUCCGGGUGACGGUGACGGCCACGGCGGUCAUCAUCAACCUGGUGGUCAUCCUCAUCCUGGACGAGAUCUACGGCGCCGUGGCGCUCUGGCUGACCGAGCUGGAGAUUCCCAAAACCGAGACCAACUUUGAGGAGCGCCUCAUCCUGAAGGCCUUCCUGCUGAAGUUCAUGAACGCCUACGCCCCCAUCUUCUACGUGGCUUUCUUCAAGGGCAGGUUUGCAGGUCGGCCUGGAAACUAUGUGUACGUCUUCAACGACUACCGAAUGGAAGAGUGCGCUCCCGGGGGCUGCCUCAUCGAGCUCUGCAUCCAGCUCAGCAUCAUCAUGCUCGGCAAGCAGCUGAUCCAGAACAACAUCUUCGAGAUCGGAAUCCCGAAGUUGAAGAAGCUGGUGCGUGCCAUCAAGGACAAAGGGUCGGCGCAGAAGGAGAGCGAGGAGGAGCGACCCCCCCAGCAGUGGAACCUGGACUACGCCCUGGCCCCCUUCGACGGCCUCACGCCCGAAUACAUGGAGAUGAUCAUCCAGUUCGGUUUCGUCUCUCUGUUCGUGGCCUCCUUCCCUCUGGCGCCGCUCUUCGCCCUCUUGAACAACGUCAUCGAGAUCCGACUGGACGCCAAGAAGUUCGUGACGGAGCUCCGCAGGCCCGUCGCCGUGCGGGCUAAAGACAUCGGAAUAUGGUACAACAUCCUGAGCGGAAUGGGCAAGUUCUCCGUCAUUAUCAAUGCCUUCGUGAUCUCCUUCACCUCAGACUUCAUCCCCCGGCUCGUCUACCAGUACAUUUACAGCCAGACGGGCACCAUGCACGGCUUCAUUGACCACACGCUCUCCUACUUCAACGUGUCCAACUUCAAACCUGGCACGGCGCCGCACAGCUCGGAGCACGGAGAGAUCACCUUCUGCAGGUAUAAAGACUACAGGGAACCGCCCUGGUCUGGAGAAGCCUACCAGUUCUCCAAACAGUACUGGUGCGUCCUGGCGGCCAGGCUGGCCUUCGUCAUCCUCUUCCAGAACCUGGUGAUGUUCCUCAGCCUCAUGGUGGCCUGGGUGAUCCCCGACGUCCCCAAGACCAUCGUGGAGCAGCUGAAGCGGGAGAAGAAGCUGCUGGUGGAGGUCUUCCUCCAGGAGGAGAAGGACAAGUUCCAGCUCAUCCAGAGCCUGUUCGCCAAGGACCCGGCCCGCCACCCGGGCGGCCAGCCGCUGCCGCCCAGCCAGGGCCUCGCCACGCCGGGCCGCUACAGUACUCUACCGUCCGCCCCCGCGGCGGCGGCGGCGGCGGCGGCGGCGGCGGCGGGCGACGGGGGGACGAGGACACGCUGCAGGGCCGCCAGCUUCAGCCAGUUCGGCAGGAAGAUCCCCGGGAGCGAGAACGAGAACUCCAAACACACGGCGGUGUAACUCACCGCCGUACGGCGGCGGCGGCG